GGCAGCAUUAGCGGCGGCUGCCGGCAGGAAGGGAGACGAGCGCCGGGGGCGGCAGCGGCAGCGGCAGCGCCAACAGGAGCUGCCGUGUUCCCGCAUCUGAUUGGCCCCGGCCGGGGAGCCGCCGCACCCGGGCAGCUCGCGGGGAGGCGGCCAGGAGCCUUGGGGACCCGCCGCGGAGGAGGAGGAGGAUGCAGGCGAAGAAGUCCCGCGGAUCCUCGACGGGCGGCGGCGGCGGCGGCGGCGGCGGGGCUGGCGAGCUGCAAGGGGACGAGGCGCAGCGCGCCAAGAAGCGGAAAAAGAAGGGGUCGCGCUUCUCCAGCAUCCAAAUCUUCCUGGUGUCCGAGUGCGUCCUGAUGCUGGCCCAGGGCACCGUGGGCGCCUACCUGGUGAGUGUCCUGACCACCUUGGAACGACGGUUCAACCUCCAGAGCGCUGACGUUGGUGUGAUCGCAAGUAGCUUUGAGAUUGGCAACUUGGCCCUCAUCCUUUUUGUGAGCUAUUUUGGUGCCCGGGGUCACCGACCACGUUUGAUAGGAUGUGGGGGAAUCAUUAUGGCUUUGGGAGCCCUUCUCUCGGCUCUUCCUGAAUUCCUCACCCAUCAGUACGAGUACCAAUCUGGGGAGAUCCGGUGGCGGGCUGAAGGGAGGGACGUCUGCGUUGUCAACGGAUCCAUGAGCGACGAGGGACCAGACCCAGAUCGCAUCUGCAGGAGCAGGACUGCUACAAACAUGAUGUAUUUGCUCCUCAUCGGAGCACAAGUCCUUCUGGGGAUCGGGGCGACUCCUGUGCAGCCUUUGGGGGUCUCCUACAUUGAUGACCACGUGAAGCGGAAGGACUCUUCCCUCUACAUAGGUAUCCUGUUUACAAUGCUGGUGUUCGGACCAGCCUGUGGAUUUAUCCUGGGAUCUUUCUGUACCAAAAUCUAUGUGGAUGCUGUCUUCAUUGACACAAGCAAGCUGGAUAUCACCCCUGAUGACCCUCGGUGGAUUGGCGCAUGGUGGGCUGGCUUCUUGCUCUGUGGUGCCUUACUUUUCUUCUCGUCUCUCCCGAUGUUUGGAUUCCCACAGUCCCUGACCCGCCGGCCGGAGCACAUGGCAGAGGUAGAGGAAGCCAUGCUGCCAGAAGGGGACUAUGAGAGGCCAAAGCCUAGCAAUGGGAUUCUCCCACCGCACUCCAUGGAAGCCAACGAUGAUCCAUCUUGCUUCCAGCAGCUGAGAGUGAUCCCAAAAGUAACUAAGCACUUGCUCUCCAACCCGGUGUUCACCUGCAUUGUUCUUGCGGCUUGCAUGGAGAUUGCGGUGGUGGCAGGUUUCGCAGCCUUUCUUGGCAAGUACCUAGAACAGCAGUUCAAUCUCACAACGUCGUCAGCCAACCAGUUACUGGGCAUGACAGCUAUUCCUUGCGCAUGUUUGGGCAUCUUCCUGGGCGGCCUCUUGGUGAAGAAGCUGAGCCUUUCUGCCCUGGGCGCCAUUCAGAUGGCCAUGUUGGUCAGCCUGGUGUCCACAGCUUGCUACGUUUCUUUCCUUUUCCUGGGCUGCGACACGGGGCCCGUGGCUGGCAUUACUGUUCCCUAUGGAAACAAGUCAACCAUCUCCAGCUUGGCCCCCUAUUCUGCCUGCAAUAGCAAUUGUAAAUGUCAAAUGGAUUCCUUCACUCCAGUCUGUGGAACAGAUGGGAUCACAUACUUAUCUGCCUGUUUUGCUGGUUGCACCAACAUGAAUCUCACUAGUUGCACAUGCCUCACCUUGGCCUCUGCCGAGGAUGCCACAGUCGUUCCUGGGAAGUGCCCCAGCCCUGGAUGCCAAGAAGCCUUCCUGACAUUCCUGUGUGUGAUGUGCGUCUGCAGCAUGAUUGGAGCCAUGGCUCAAACACCCUCCGUCAUCAUCCUCAUCAGAACUGUGAGCCCGGAGCUCAAGUCAUACGCUUUAGGAGUUCUCUUCCUUCUCCUCCGAUUGUUAGGCUUUAUCCCACCUCCCCUGAUCUUUGGAGCAGGAAUUGAUUCCACCUGCCUUUUCUGGAGCACCUUCUGUGGUGAACAAGGAGCAUGCGCCCUAUAUGACAAUGUUGUCUAUAGGUACCUGUAUGUGAGCAUCGCUAUUACCCUGAAGUCAUUUGCAUUCCUCCUGUACACCACUACCUGGCAGUGCCUGAGGAAAAACUAUAAGAAAUACAUCAAGAACCAUGAAGGUGGACUCAACACUAGUGAGUUCUUUGCCUCCACUUUGACCCUGGACAACCCAGGACGAGACCCCCUUGGCCAGAAUCCCUCCCAUAGGACAAAAUUUAUCUACAACCUUGAAGACCACGAGUGGUGUGAAAACAUGGAGUCUGUUUUAUAGUGAUUAGAAAGGUGGAUUGCUAACCCAAAGGUCCUUCUGAAAGAAAGAUAUAUAUGAAAUAUGUAAUAUAAUAUAAAAAAGAUGUUUUGGAAAGUACAAGCAAAACAGAGUCCACAGCUAUUUCAAAAUCUAUCAUGACGUUCCAGGAGCUUCUCAUGAGAAAGAGGACAUUUGUCCCUUUCUCAGAAGCAGAUGAAACAAGAAGAGGGGAGAAAGGGUAUUUAAAGACAAAUCUGGGGUGAGAAAUGGAGAUGCGAAGUGGAUCAUCAGUGUAUCAAAUGCCUUGGCUGGAGACAUAACAGAUGGGCAAAGCUGCCAGUGUUUGGGGACCUGGUAUUUCAUUGGAGAGCAGAGCAGAUGUCUGUCCUUGGGUGUAAAGGCAAACAAAUGAAAAACAAUUCCCAAUGUGGGGGAAGGAAUAGAAGCAAGCCACAGCUGUUUCCAAACAUAAGUGCUAUUUGAAACUUAAGCACUGUUGGAGUAACCUUUGCAAUACAAGCUCAAAAGAUGUCAACGAGGGUGCUAUGCUGUCCCAGCUUUCUCCUAAUGCUCUCCGUCUCUUUCUCACAUCAACGAGGAAGCCCUGUCAGAACUGCUUCACCUUUAUUGUCUCCAGCUGCAGACCAACAUUGACAGCUGUUGAAAUGGGCAAACCAGCAGAUGUGUCUGGUACAAGCCAUGAUGAUAUCUAGUUGACAUCACGUGCUGGAUAAGAGUUAGUUGCAUCAUUUGUGUGUGUCAUGGUUUGGAUGCCAUUGUGACUUGUACCCAACACUAAUGCAACCACAACAUUACAGCUCUUAAGGCACCA
Molecule: messenger RNA, 3150 nt
Organism: Candoia aspera
Lineage: Eukaryota; Metazoa; Chordata; Lepidosauria; Squamata; Candoiidae
Gene: SLCO3A1
Product: solute carrier organic anion transporter family member 3A1
Exons: 10
Coding region: 189-2339 (716 amino acids)
Biological process (GO): prostaglandin transport; transmembrane transport; sodium-independent organic anion transport
Cellular component (GO): plasma membrane
Molecular function (GO): protein binding
Source: RefSeq, a predicted model, not a curated record